Molecule: messenger RNA, 1851 nt
Organism: Eruca vesicaria subsp. sativa (arugula)
Lineage: Eukaryota; Viridiplantae; Streptophyta; Magnoliopsida; Brassicales; Brassicaceae
Source: the annotation of a GenBank genome assembly
GCAGCAGCAACUCCUAUCACCACCCAUCUCCUUUAGUUGCAUUUUUCUCUUCUUUCUUUGUGUUCAUAGCUUUUGUAAUAAUAGUCUUAUACUUCUCUUAAGACUCAAUAAGAGGAGGUACUAUCACUACUACUACAUUCACUUAUACUUUCAAUAUUAUCAGCUGGUUUCAAAUUCAAAAAUAAACUUUACAAUAAUAAUAAUAAUAAUGAUGGGUGAAACUGCUGCCGCCAAGAACCACCAUCACGGCCACCAAGUCUUUGACGUGGCAGUCACUCAACAACCUGCUUUCAAAUGCUUCGACGAUGAUGGCCGUCUCAAAAGAACCGGGACUGUUUGGACAGCAAGCGCUCAUAUAAUUACAGCAGUGAUCGGAUCAGGCGUUCUCUCGUUGGCAUGGGCCAUUGCACAGCUCGGAUGGAUCGCUGGACCUACGGUGAUGCUAUUGUUCUCUUUUGUUACUCUCUUCUCUUCGUCACUUCUCAGCGACUGCUACAGAACCGGAGAUUCAGUCUCUGGAAAGAGAAACUACACUUACAUGGACGCAGUUCGAUCCAUUCUCGGUGGGUUCAAGUUCAAGAUUUGUGGGCUGAUUCAAUACUUGAAUCUGUUUGGUGUCGCAAUAGGUUACACAAUCGCAGCAUCUAUAAGCAUGAUGGCGAUUAAGAGAUCGAACUGUUUCCACAAGAGUGGAGGAAAAGACCCGUGUCACAUGUCUAGCAACCCUUACAUGAUUAUAUUUGGUGUGACAGAGAUUUUGCUCUCUCAGGUUCCUGACUUUGACCAGAUUUGGUGGAUCUCUAUUGUAGCAGCUGUCAUGUCCUUUACUUACUCUGCCAUUGGUCUAGCUCUCGGCAUUGUUCAAGUUGCUGCAAAUGGAGUAUUCAAAGGAAGCCUAACAGGAAUAAGCAUAGGAGCAGUGACUCAAACACAGAAGAUAUGGAGAACUUUUCAAGCACUUGGUGACAUUGCCUUUGCUUACUCCUACUCUGUUGUCCUUAUAGAGAUUCAGGACACUGUAAGAUCCCCACCAUCAGAAACAAAAACGAUGAAGAAAGCUACAAAGAUCAGCAUUGCAGUCACCACAAUCUUCUACAUGCUAUGUGGCUCAAUGGGUUACGCAGCCUUUGGAGAUGCAGCACCAGGAAACCUCCUCACCGGUUUCGGAUUCUACAACCCGUUUUGGCUCAUCGACAUAGCCAACGCCGCCAUCGUCAUCCACCUCAUAGGAGCAUACCAAGUCUUCUCUCAGCCCAUCUUCUCCUUCGCUGAAAAAUCAGUCUCAGAGAGGUUUCCUGACAAUGACUUGCUCACCAAGGAACUAGAAUUCAAAAUCCCAGGGUUUAGGUCUCCAUACAAAACAAACGUUUUCAGGGUAGUUUUCAGGUGUUGUUUCGUCGUUCUAACCACAGUGAUAUCGAUGCUUAUGCCGUUCUUUAACGACGUGGUUGGGAUCUUGGGAGCCUUAGGGUUUUGGCCAUUGACGGUUUAUUUUCCUGUGGAGAUGUAUAUUAAGCAGAGGAAGGUGGAGAAAUGGAGCACGAGGUGGGUUUGUUUGCAGAUGCUUAGUGUUUCUUGUCUAGUGAUCUCGGUGGUCGCCGGAGUUGGAUCAAUCGCCGGAGUGAUGCUUGAUCUUAAAGUCUACAAGCCUUUCCAGUCUACGUACUGAUGAUUGAUAAUUGAUGAUGAAAAAGGACCAAUGAACACAAGAAAAUUUGGUGUAUAAAGCUUAUUGUUUAUGUUAAGCAUUUGAAAGAAGGAAUUGAAAAAUGUGUAUAAUGUAAGUUUCCAUUUGAUGUAUCGUAUCAUCUUUGUAAUAAAGUUAUCAACUAUGUUUUAAACCAUGCAAUU